Messenger RNA from Polychytrium aggregatum, 2943 nucleotides. RefSeq lists its product as uncharacterized. The coding region runs from base 1 to 2943 and encodes 980 amino acids. Lineage: Eukaryota; Fungi; Chytridiomycota; Chytridiomycetes; Polychytriales. The transcript has 2 exons. The record is from RefSeq and is a predicted model, not a curated record. Gene Ontology annotation, molecular function: protein binding.
AUGGAAGCUCGCUUUGAGGCCCCUGUUCCUGUGGACCUCCCGCCGCUCCGAUUCUACUGUCCGCAACUCGACCCAAAGGAGGCCUUCCUCCUUGGUUGUAUCGGCGAGAAGCUCCAGAGAAACUCCAAGACCUGCUACUUUAUCGGCAAAACGCCUGUCAUCCAAACGCUCCAGCCUAUGGCGCCGCUCAAGGCUCUCACCGGCAAAAGCGCCCUCGAGCACCUGAACGAUCCUCGAUUCUCCAAUGUCGUCAUCACGCUGCAAGACGACUCUGUCUAUCUGGCCCACAGUGCAUAUCUGGAACGCAGCCCCUUCUUCCGGACGUACUUUCGCCGGUACAAAGAGCCCUUCCAGACAAUAUCGCUCUCCCCUCCGGCUCCCCUCGGAUUUGCAGAUAUCUUGCGCCAGAUCUACAUGAACGGGCCCUCGAUCGCCGACAUCUACUCCGAGCUCCCCAACUUCAAGGUGAUCCUUGGCUCUAACCACUGGGUCGACACCCUGAGGAACUCGGAGUACUUUCGCAUGAACAAGCUCAUGGAAGCGUGCUACUCCAGACCCGAGUUCAACCACACCAUCGUCUCGGUGAACCACAUUAUUGUGUUGCUGGAGCGCACCCGGCAGCGGCUGUGUGCCCGCGACCAGUUCGAGAUCCUGUCCCGCUGGGCCCGGAACUGGGACCAAGCCAAGCCCGUCACCAUCCUGCAGCAGAUCACCGAGUCCAUCCUGGCCAACGCCUCCCCCGAGGACGAGUCGAUCUCGAUCGUCUUCCUGAAUCAGCUCUGUGCCAAGAACUUGGCCGACUUCAACUCGCUUGUUUCGCAGCUCACGGUGCUCCGGGUUGCCGACAUGGACCUGCGGCUGAUUGAGUGCAAGAACUGCAAGAUCCCGCUGCCGCUAAGCGUCUUCAAAUCCAGAAUCAAGUCUUGUAUCGGUUUUGAUCCGCUCACGGCCACCGGAGGUGACUUUGUCAGGCUCGCAGGCCGCAUGGUUCCUCACGAGCGCCCCGUCGUCGAGCCCAAGCCCUCGAUGCUUCCUGAACUGUGCCGUCUCGAGACAUUGAAAUCGGCCUUGUCUAGAAAGAGUGUUACCGGCGCGGAUGCUCAACCGCCGGUCGGGACUCGUGAACGCAAGACGAAUCCUAGUCCGGGAUCAGACGGUAUGAAACCCACGGCCACCGACUUUCGGCGCUCUCUGUCAUUCCAGAGCCGCCAAACAACUGCCGAGUCCGACAGCACCGCCGCUUCGAAUCUCAAAGACCGAUACCGAGCCAGCGUCCCAACCAGGCCGCCAAUGAUAGCAUCACGCAAUCCAUCCGACUCCCAUGGAUCGCAGACACGAUCGUCCCCGAGCCCCUUGCGGUCACCGCCGAGACCGGCUCGCGAAGUGCCGGAGGAGCCCACCAACCCAACCCCGUUGUCGUUUGAUGUCAGUGGAAAUACCGCCCUCGAGUCUAUUGAGGACAGUGUGGGGUUGAACAUCAUCGAGCUCGAGAUGUCGACACCCAAACUACCGACUCCGCGGGUACUCUCACCCUUUCCCGAUUUUGGGAAUGCAAACAGCAAGACCCCACUCAGCGCUCCGCCAGCACGAAUCGUAGCAACCGCUGGAAACGAUGCGGCAUCAAGCGUCGCUCGAUUUGAGGCAUGGUCGGCUAUAGCGGUGCCGGAGCAAAGCUCGACAGUCGCCGAAAACUACGCGGCACCGAUUGAAAGCAAAGAGCAGCCGGCUCCAAGCAAACCCGAGCCUACCCUCCUGAGAAGGCAAUCCAUAAAAGCACCUGAAAUCUCAUCAAUCCCAUCGCCUGCGCCAACGAUAGCACCACAGCCCACCUCGGCGGUACCAGCGCGACCCAAACUUACUGGUACGCAAAUGACAAAGCCAAGCGCUAGCCCCGCUGCAGGGGCUAAAUCGGCUGUGCUUGGACCUCAUUCUUCGGCUUCGAGGGAUACGACGAAGACAAGCAAAGCCGCGACUGGUCCUUCCGCUAUCUUUGCGGCAUCGACCGGUCAGAGCACGUCGAGAACGACUACAGUCACCGCACAGACCGCUGUGAAGGCCGAAAGUGGUGUGCGCCCCUUCCAGCGAUCAAGCAGCUUUGGCGAAGCAGUCACCGUCCCCACACGAUCUGUGGCGGCUGCAGUCGCCUCUUUCUCCAGAGCAGUAGCGGAGGGCACCUCUGUGCUGGAGAUACCCGACAAUACCUCGGCGAAUACUGCCCCGCCAGCCAGCCCCAAGGGCGGGGUACUCCCUCCCCGACCCACCCAACUCUCCAGCAACAAGGCGAAGACGGAAGGAAACCGUUCGGAAAAUGGCAAUACGGCGAAACUAGUUGAUGCCGGGGGCCCGCAGCCAGCUGCUUCAUCAACCAAGACCGCCACAGCUGCGCCAGCAAAGGUCACUGUCAAGAGGAGCAACAGCACCUCCCCUGUGCCAAAACACACUUCGACACUCCAGUCGUCCAGGUCCUUCGACUCAAAGGCGGCCAAGCCAGUCGAGACAGAGAGUUCCAAGCCAGCUGACACCGGAGAAGCCAAGCUCAUCGACGGCAAGGUCGCCAAAACAGCCAUCCCAGCCAAUCUCACGAGCGAGCUCUUACAGGCACUUGCGCCACCGGCCAUGACAGGCUCGAAACAGGCUUCCUCCAACACCUCAAGCAGUCCCUCGUCCAUCUCUAGUCUGGUUCCUCCGGCGUACUUUGACCUCCUCGACAACGAUCAUCCGCUUGAUCUCAACACUGACGCCACGGUCCGAUCUGAACGAGCUUCGCCAAAGCCCGCUCGGAAGAGCGAGAGCUCGCGCAAAAAAUCCAUCAGCUCCAGGCCCGAUUUGCCAUCGCUGCCAUCCAGCCAGGAAGUGGGCGAGACCGGGAAAGUUCCCAAGGGAAGGAGCUCCAUCCCCACUCUGGCAGCCCUGGCAAAGCGCACUGGGUCGCCCAAUGUGUGA